AUAACGUGAGGGGCCUGUGAGCUGUCAUGGAGGAGACUGAACAGGAUAUCAGGGAGAAGCUGGCAGGUGAGUCUGGCUCCUGUUGGCAACACAGCCCUCGAGGGGAAUAGUGGUGGAGGGUAGUUGGGGAAGUGGCGGCUACUGGUGUAGGCAGUGGGCCAGUCAUGAACAGGCACUUGGCACAGGGCUCUCUCCCAGGACCAGUUAUACAAACACAAGCAGCCAGCAGUGCCUGGUACUAACUGGUGCUAGGCGGACCUCCUGAGCAUUCCUUUUUCUGCCCACCAUCCAGUGAGCUAGGGUUUAUUAACCUCAUUUUCCUGGUCAGAAAACAGUGGGUACAGAGCUCUCCCAAGGUGCCAAAGGAAGGACUCACCACCCAGUUACGUUUGGGGAAGUUCCUGGAUGAGUUAGCAGAUAUACAGACCCAUCAUUCCACUUACAAACUAAUGUGUGAGGCACUGCUUUGCACAGAUGCUGCAGCCUCCUGGGCACAGGGCUGUCUCCGUGGCAGAGGUUGGAAGGGCAGACAACCUCACCAAUCCCUGUGUGGCUGAGGAAAGACUUGCUGCUGUGAGGAGGGGUUGUGCUGGGCUUGAAAUUACUCAUCUCAACUUCUACACGGCCAAGUACCGUGCUCUGCCUUUCCUCACCUCACCUGGGUGGGCACCACCACAAUCUCCCCCUUACUGCCUUCUGCCUCUUCUACUGUCCUUUCUAUUCCAAAGACUUAUUCAUCUCUAGAGUUUUGCUGUUGAUCAAACCCGGAGCCUCAGGCAUGACAGGCAAGUACUGUACCACUGAGCGAUAUCCUUAGCCCUACAAGGGCCUUAUGGAUGAUUUUAAUACUACUUUUCCUUCCUAUUGGUCAGGAAGUUUCUCUGCGUAAGUGGACCUUUCUGCAGGGUAGCUUCGGUAAAGACUUGGAAACAAAACAAUGCAUAUCAAAAAUACCAGCAGAAACUUAAGAGCACAGACUGUAAAUAUUUCUUUCCCAGGUGAAAGCCAACAGGGCACGAAUCCACACUUGCCAACUGACCAAUGUGAUGGCAAACCCAACAUUACCAGUCUCGAACUGGUGCUUAAAGUAAGAAUUCAGAACGCCAAAGAAAACGAUUUCAUUGAAAUUGAACUGCACAGACAAGCGCUGAGUUACCAGAACCUACUACAAGUGAGCUGCUGUGAACUAGGGAUUGCACCAGAACAAGUAGAGAAGAUGAGGAAGCUGCCAAACACACUGCUCAGAAAGGACAAAGACAUUCAAAGACUCCAGGACUUUCAGGAGAUAGAGCUCCUCUUGGUGAAGAGCGGAAACUCUGAACGGACUCAACACACAGCAUCACCUCUGACAGAGAGACCCUGCUACAACAGUGAUGCAGCAAAAUUGACUUAUUAGCUCCAAAUGAGAAGGUUUUGGAAUCAUUUUGUCAAUUAAUAAGGCAUAGGCCAUGUGACAAUUUGGCUAACCACAUUUGAACUCUGGGAAAUUUCCUCAUCUCCAACCUUGCUGAGUAGGAAUUGUUUGACAAUCACGUGAGGCCACGUUGAUUCUGAAGCGUUGAAGCACAAUAUUGACAUUCUACUUCUGUGCCCAGCUCCACUUUCCUAUACAAUGGAAGAACUUAUGAACUGAGUGAACAACUAACUUCUCCAGGUGAGACUCACAACAGCAGCUCACAUCACUGUAGCUGGUGGCAGCUUCGUUAGCUCCUCAGCCAAGUCUUCUGAAGCCCACUUCUAAGUGGAUAGCCGUGUCAUGUCGUUAUAAGCCCUCAGCUGUAACUUGCCCGUGUUCACUCACACAUUCCUCUUGCUACUCCUUCAAUGUCAAGUCACCUCCAAUCCUUACAGGAUGAGUUUAAUUAAAACACCAGGGCUCCUCAUGAACCAACAAAUUCCACCUGCAUUCCCAGCAGCUGAGUUUUGAGGGAAGAGAAAAGAUACACAGGCCGGGCACAGUGGCACAAGCCUUUAAUGCCAGCACUCAGGGAGGCAGAUCACUGAGUUCAAGGACACCCUGGGCUACAGAGAAACCCUGUCUUGAAAACCAAGCCCUGCCCCAAAGACACACAGUAGGCAUUACCCAAUUGCCAGAGGAAAAUGGUUUAUUAUAGCAAUGAAAUAUGAUUCAUAUUGGAAUGAGCCUCCACCUGCAAUGGGCUUGGUAUCCAGGACUCUAAUGGAAGGAGCACUCUCCUGACAGUGCUUUUAAAGCACGCCAGCUCCAGUGUUCCAGCAGUACCUGAUUAUGACUGGUCACGAUGAUAGUUAAGUGACAACUCCCCUAAUUGUGUUUCCCCUUCAAUAAUAAGGAAAAUUUAGUAAGAAGCUAAAGGACAGUUAAUCGCUAGAAAUCACCACUUGCAGAACGUGGAAGAUUGUUUUAAAAUUAAUAAAUUUAAUUGAAAAACAAAUUAGUCAGGAAGGUACUGUUAUCCUCUAUUCUAAUGGCAAAACCUAUGAAGGUGUUAUCCAGUGGCUACUUAACAGUUCAGACAAUAAUCCAAUCACAAAGCUAACUAGCAAAUUCUUACCUGCUCUAAUAAGCACACUACUCCAAACAAAAUAGGGGUGGGGAUAGGGGUGGAGCAUGGUGAUCUACCAGCCCAGAGGAAUUUAGACACUCUGUGCAGCUGAGGGAUAAUCCUGAAUCUCCCACAUGCCAGCAUCACAGAUGUGCAGACCCUUUUCUGUAAGUCCCAAGGCAAACCCUGAGAGCUUCAAGCAGCAGCACAAUUAGUUUUACGUCAUAUCUUGAAUGUAAAGACAACCCCUGCACAACUAACAACUCCACUAAAUAAUUCCCAAAUUGUAUUAAGUGAAAUGAACCAAGCAGCAGAACGUUAGAACAUACCUGGGUUAGAAGAAUAUCAACACUCUUGACUCCUAGCUGCAUGCAGCAAGCUGCGUGCUUACAAUGAUGAAGACUGGAGGACAAUGCACUUCCUUUUGUGCUCUUGUCAGCUAGUGGAAGAAGUCCUGCUGCAGCUCACUGCCACACUGAGGAAGAGGGCAUUAUCAGCAUGCUUACAUGCAUGCCGAACUCACAGCUCAGACACCAGCUCACCCCAAACGGACUGAGUUUCACCUGAGUAGAAUGUGGUGGAAAAGGACUGAGAGAAAGUAAUGCUUGGCUAUGUGAGCCUACACAUCUGCUGGUGCCCUUCCAGUCCUAGCCCCUUUUUCUUAGAGUAAACGUCUUUGUUAAUACUUCAUGGUAUUUAAAUCUUCCUUGGAAAACUGUUUAGGAGUACCCAUUCCCGGCUGCACCUAAACAAAAGAUAACACACAGCGUGUGGCACAUCGAUCACGCAAGCAAUUUGGGAGAAAGAGUCCCAACUCCCACAGCAGCCUGGGCUACAGUGAGAACAGCUCAAGAAUGAAAGGAGAAGGUGUACCUUUUAAAUCUGUCAUGCAUUGAGGUUAACUAAGUUUACCAGUCACUGCCUACACCAAGACCUUUUCCCACUUAAGAAAAUUUUAUUAAGAAAUAGUAUAUACACAAAAGAACACAAACAUACAGUUCAAAAGGAAAAAAGCUUGAGAAAGAGCAGUAGCCAUUCCUCUAAAACCCCUUUGCCCUCCAAGGUCAUUCUCAAAGUAGCAGCUAACCAUGAUCUAUAUGUCAACUGUUUGCUUCAUUUACCAUGUAUUUUUAACAGCCUGUUUUGACCUUUACCGAAGUGAAUCUUAAUAGAUAGAUUCUUCUGUGGCUUGCUUUUAAGGGACAUAUUAAAAUCGUCAUCCAUGGUCA
This is a messenger RNA of Meriones unguiculatus (Mongolian gerbil), 3754 nucleotides long. It is a transcript of the gene Ankrd40cl, whose product is annotated as ANKRD40 C-terminal like. NCBI's taxonomy places the organism in Eukaryota, Metazoa, Chordata, Mammalia, Rodentia, Muridae. The transcript has 4 exons. The record is from RefSeq and is a predicted model, not a curated record. Bases 938 to 1396 code for a protein of 152 amino acids.